Molecule: messenger RNA, 8473 nt
Organism: Lepus europaeus (European hare)
Lineage: Eukaryota; Metazoa; Chordata; Mammalia; Lagomorpha; Leporidae
Gene: PLEKHM3
Product: pleckstrin homology domain containing M3
Exons: 8
Coding region: 406-2691 (761 amino acids)
Source: RefSeq, a predicted model, not a curated record
CGGACCGGCGUGCUGUCAGCGCGAGGCCGGCCCGCUUGCCCACGCCGAGCUCCGGCCGGGAGUAGCCUGCGGGCCUCGCAGGUGAAGGGGCCGAGCCGCCGGGAAAUCAAGGAUUGGCGUGGCAUUGCUUUGACAAGCACUUCCUGUUGACUUCAUAGAGAUUUCACUGAAGAAUAAUCUCAAAGGAACAUUUGUCUCCCCAUACCCCUGGUAGCUAGCAAAUGUUUUUAACUACCUGGAAAACAUCAGUGACCUUUGGGCUUGGCCUGCUCCAGGCAACUGAAUGAAGGUUUCUUCCAGUUGUUUCCAUAGCUAUAUGGCAGAAGCACCUCUUUGCUAGGUGAAUGUUCCUGAAGCCCUUUCCUGAAGCAGCUUAAGGGGCUUAAACCUUUCAGAGCCGAUGACAUGGAAGCUUUGGAAGUGGAUGAUAUCAGCCCAGCCUUAGAAGUUACUGAGGAUUUCUUUAGUACUUUUGAUAGUAAGCUAGAAAAAGCAGUGCAGCAAGGAGAGGUCUAUGGGGUUCAGGAGGUUCCUGAGUUGGUGGGGCACGAGGUACUCCGUAACAUAACAGACAAUGGUGCUAUGAGAAACACUGUCUCCUUGGGCAAGGGGAGCAUGAUUUGGGACCACUGUAAGAGCAGGCUCUUGGAAACCAAAGCUCAAAAUGUCUUCCCUGCCAAAGAACAGUUUGUGGUCCAGAGAGGGACAACCCCUGACAAUCUUUCCUGGAUGGAACAAAAGGAAGCAUCAACCUUCAAUUUUUUCAGUGUCUGUCAGCGUCGCAGGGACAGACCACGUUCUGUGAAUGACUUAUUGGAUGAGACCUCAGCUUUCAAGCCAGGCCAUGCUCGUUCAAGGUCUGAUAUUACCCAAGUGGACUGGAGGGCAGUCCUUAAAACCAUGCCUUUGCAGCAGCAGCCACCUCAGCAGCCGUCUCUUCAAGGCAGUCAUCUCACCAGACCUUCUUUUCUGUUGCCCUCACCAAAUACAUUAGAAGAUGCUCAAGGAAAUACUGAACACAAGCAAACAUUCCCAAACAUUCUGAAAAAGGGAUACUUGGAGAUUAGGAAGGACCAUGACAGUUACUGGCAAAGCUGUUACGCAGAACUCUCACCCUACAACUUAUACUUCUACAGCCUUGACAGCAGUGGGAAUCAAAACCUCUAUGCCACGUACCAGCUUUCACAUUUCCAGAGCAUUUCUGUUUUGGGCAACCUUGAGGCCAGGAUGGUGGAUACCAUUCUGUAUGACAACACCCAGCUACAACUAAAGGCAGAGUCACCGUGGGAGGCUCUGGACUGGGGGCAGAAGCUUUGGGAAGUCAUGCAUGCUGCUGUGCCUGGUUCUGUGGGACGUCAGGAUGAGCUGGCAAACUCUCCAGGGCUUGGCCAUCAUGUUGACUGUACUCACAGCCAUUGUUUACAGAAGAAAUCCAAUGGGCUGCCGCCACCAUCCUCUGUCUCAGAUAAUCCCAAGCAGUACCAAAACAUCCUUAAGUCAGGGACACUCUAUAGGCUAACCGUCCAGAACAACUGGAAGGCAUUCACAUUUGUGCUGAGCAGGUCCUACCUAAUGGCUUUUCAUCCCGGCAAGCUGGACGAUGACCCCCUGCUCAGCUACAAUGUGGACGUGUGUCUGGCUGUCCAGAUGGACAACCUGGAUGGGUGUGACUCUUGCUUUCAAGUCAUUUUCCCGCAGGAUGUCCUCCGCCUCCGAGCUGAGACCCAGCAGAGGGCUCAAGAAUGGAUGGAGGCUCUGAAAACGGCUGCCAACACAGCAAGGAGUUCAGAGCAAAACCUGCAGGUCACACUGAGAAACAAACCCAAGGAUCAGCCUGGUGGGAUCGAGCUCAGGAAGAACAAGCGCCAGUCCGUGACCACAAGCUUCCUGAGCAUCCUGACGACUUUGUCUUUGGAAAGAGGGCUCACCGCACAGAGUUUCAAAUGUGCAGGUUGCCAGCGAUCCAUUGGCCUUUCUAAUGGGAAAGCCAAGGUGUGCAAUUACAGUGGUUGGUAUUACUGUAGCAACUGCCACGUGGACGACAGCUUCCUCAUCCCAGCCCGCAUAGUCCACAACUGGGAUACUUCAAAGUACAAGGUGUCCAAGCAGGCCAAAGAGUUUCUGGAGUAUGUGUACGAAGAGCCGCUGAUCGACAUCCAGCAGGAGAACCCCAUGCUGUACCUCCACGCCGAGCCACUGGCCAGCGUGGUGCGGCUGCGGCAGCAGCUCAAGUCACUCCGAGCCUAUCUGUUCAGCUGCCGGGCAGCCGUGGCCGAGGAUCUGCGCCGCAGGAUUUUCCCCAGAGAAUACCUCCUUCAGCAGAUCCACCUGUACUCCCUUGCAGACCUGCAGCAGGUGAUAGAGGGAAAGCUGGCUCCGUUUUUGGGCAAAGUCAUUAAAUUUGCCACUGCGCACGUGUACAGCUGCAGUCUUUGUAGCCAGAAGGGCUUCAUCUGUGAAAUCUGUAACAACGGAGAGAUCCUCUACCCUUUUGAGGAUAUUUCAACAAGCAGGUGUGAAAGCUGUGGAGCCGUUUUCCAUUCCGAAUGCAAAGAGAAGUCUGUCCCCUGCCCGAGGUGUGUCCGCCGAGAGCUGCAGAAGAAGCAGAAGUCUUUCUGGCGGCGGCUGAACAUGGACGAGUGCCUGGAGGAGGUGUGUGCCAUGUUUGAGCUCUCCUAUCAGAACACCUGAUUCAGGCCGGCCCCCCAGCCAGGAUUCACCCAGCAGCCACCCACCAGCCCCAAGUGGCUUCCUAACUAGCCAGUUAGCCCCCUUUGGAAGAGCAGCCUGUCUCAUCCUCAGCUAGGUAUAGCUAGAUAUAUAUUUAUUUAUUUAUCUAUACACAUACCUGUACGUCCUGUGCGUAUGUUCUGUAUAAAUCAUUGUCUGAAGGUCCCCAGAACCUCUGGGACUCAAAAAACUACCAGUCUGUGAAUUACAUUUAGCCAUGAAUUUCAGCUGCUCGCCCCCAAGCAAAAUGUGGUUUCCACACAAGGCUUCCUAGUCCAGACUUUUUCUCAGUUGGCCGAGUCCACGUGAUGACACAAGACACAGGUGGAAGCAUUGCCUGCAGAACAGCAGUGCUGCAGGUUAUUUUUGUGUUAUUUAUUUUUAGCUCUCACAGAGGCUGAGGUGACUGGGGCAAGCACCCAUCAUCAUGUGUUUCAUAGGAAAAUCUUCAAAACACAAAGUGCCCUGGGCCCUUUGCAGGGCCCAGUGUCCCUUGGCUCUCUCCUGCCUCAGCUUUUCCCAGAGAGGUAGGCAUCACCUGGGCAGGGCAGCAUGACUAGAAGGCAAGUGUGCCAGCUCUCGGCCUGCACGAAGCAUCCGCAGGAGAGCCGAUUCUGCUCUGAUCUGAAGUGAAUCUCAGAAAGCUCUGCCUCAGAGAGAAGAGACCUCUGCAAGUAGUGACCACCUGUUGCUGGCCCAUUUGCUGGUACGAAUCGCGGCCCUUGCCCCAGGAUGUGACUGGCGGGCUGUAAUCAUGGCUUUCUCAAGAAGAGUUUCCCAAGGGCAUCGGGGUGGUAUUUACCAUGUCCUAGGAUUGUUGUCACAGCCAGCGGUGUGUGACUGGCAGACAGGGUAUGUGGUGCAUAUAUUCCGAGACUCUUCAGUUCCUUCUCGCAGGUCCUGUGCCGGCAACUCCCACCCGCCUGCUACUAAUGCUUUAUUUCUCACUGUUCGUCACUGCACUUCCAUUGAGACAUUUGUCAAUGUAGCCACUCUUGCUUCACAUCGUUUUAGUUGGUUAAAAAAUCAGAGUCACCUGAAACUUAAAAUAACCAGCUUUAUUAUAAAGGAAAUACCAAGCUUACAGUCACAAUUAAUGAAUUAAACCUAAUCUUAUUUAAGUAAAUACAUGCAUAUCUAUUUUCCACCUUACAACUAAAAGCUCUAAUAUAACAUAACUGGAAUAAGGAAUCUAAUGAGUUGCUUUGCUACUUGGUAGGGUAGCAUCUCUCCCACUGCAGUGCCCUUUUCAGAGCCAGCGGAGCAGCCACGGUGACCGAAAUGGCAGGUCGGUCCGCACUGGACACCUGACGGCUCCCUUCCCUUCUGCCUUCACUCCUUCCAAGAUAGGAAAAUGUGCUGGUAACGCAGCGAUUCCCCGUGGACUUUACGGGAAGAUGCCUUCAUGGGUCAGUGGUCCCACCGCUGUCAGGAGCCGGGGAAAUUGCUGGCUCACUAAGUGCAUGAACGUUCAGCCCCACUGCUCCUUUCCCCACCUCCUGCUCCCUCCAGCUCCCAACCCGCGAUACUCCAGGAGGCGACAUUUCAGCCUGACGUGUGUGCAAUCAGACGUUAGCGUUUUGCCUCGCAGCCCACACCAGUUCUUUUGGCUCCAGAACACACAGCUCAGCCUCGUAGCCGAGCACCACACGCACAUUUCUUUUCUGAGUCUACAGUAGUCAUAACCAAGGCAUGAAAACCUGUGAAGAGUUUUCAUGAGCUGCCUCAUGGUGCCUUUUACUCUUAGAAAAAACAGGUUGACUUUCCCCUGCCUCUUGUUAGAGAGAAAGUUGUACACAAAAGGAAAAGGAUGGAAAAUCUCAAACACUUGGCAAACAGGCAAACAAAUUUGGUCAUCUCCUCUCCUCCUCCCCUUGGUGAAAUACAGUAUUUAUAUUUUCCAGCCUCGGAGAAGAUAGCAGAACAUGAUCUUUCACUAGAGAAUUAUAGACCUGCUUAUUAUAAAACAGAUGUGCUCCCAUGGCGAAGUGCCUUCUCCCUCCGCCCCCAGCUCCCUGUCACUGUAGCUUACUUUUGCCUUCGCUGUAAUUAAUGUAUCUGUGAUUCCAACUGUCAGCAAGGCCAUUCCCAGCACAUGCACUUGGAGACCUGAAGUGCAUGGCCGUCCUCCCCCUGUGACGUGUUUGCUCUGUGUACAGAGGCUCCUGGCCCAGCUCGCAGACAUCCGGGGCUGGAGCUGCCGAGAGGCCAGGGUGAGAUCCCGGGCCCCUGAUCUAAAACGCCUCUGUUUCCGCCAGUGCCCAGGGAGAGGGCCCUGUUCAAUCAGGGCAACGCGCCCCCCCCCCCCCAACUCCAAGGGAGAAUUUGCCUCCCACAGCACUUUCUACUUAUUUUCAAAAGGGGAAAAAAAUAGAUCACCAUCAGCUACCCAGAAUGGGAACCAGGUCCCAAUUGCUUCUGUUUUCUCUCCUCUGUGGACAACCCUGAUGGCCUGGUCGGUGCCGGCCGCAGGCCUGCGUUGACAUUCCUUGCCACCACCACCCAAAUCAGAGGACAGAGCAGUGCCAGCCGAGGAGCUGGGCCUGCCAUGAAAGCUCAGAAUUGCUGUUUUCCGCCCAGAAAGCCUUGGAGCACAUGAACGCCCUUACUGUUUGCAAGCCUAACAAAUUACUUGGUGCACUGUUAGGUAAUUGUUCCCCUGCUUAGAAACUGUCGAAACAAAAGCAGAGCUGUGGAUUACCACCUCCUUAAGACCAGGCUAAUACCUGCUUUUCCUCGUGUUCCGUUUUUCAUCCCAUAUUAAAUAUCUCACACGUAAAAGCAUCCGAGAAAAUGGCCAAUUAAUCUCCUGGAGCUGGCCGCCGGCUCCGGGGGAGCUGCUUUUCACUGACAGGCCCGUUCCCUGGUGUGUCACCGGAGGAAAUCCCUCCUCCCAGAGCCAGAAACUCAUGUGUGAGACCGUCCAACCCUGGUGAAAUGUUGGCAUCUAACCCCGCAAUAAAGAAGCCAGUUCCUAAAAUAGACCUCACUGCACACGGCUGCAGGAAGGCCACAGAGCACUUAAAAAGACGGCAACUGGAAUGAGAGCCGUGCUUCCCGUCCCCCCCCCCCCCCCAGGGCUGCCUGGACCCGGAGUUGAAAGCCUCUUUAUACAAAAACCAUGUUCUCUCUUGCUGGCCACCUUCGCGUCCUUGUCUUUUCCAGGGGACUGUGUCGUGGUCAUUUUCAUGGCCGGAGUGCUGGCUGGCAUGGCAGGAGCCAGACGAGCUGAGAGGGUGGUCACGUUUCAGUCCCUCAAGGCCAGGGCUCCACCGCAGAGGCAGAACAGCCAGUGCGUAGGAUGUGUGGUUGCCAACAUGGCGCCGUCCUUCAGACGUGUGCACCGGGACUAUGUCCUGACUUCCGGCCACAGUGAGAACUGGGCUGGUCGUAUCACUUGGGCUGCCCUGUGCAGCCUGGCUGAGCCGCAGCAUGGCCUGGGAUGUGGGGGCCCCUGUUUCUGAGUGCUACAUCUACAUGCUCAUCGACACCUCAAAGAGGCCUCACUUCCAAACCUGAGGCCUUCCUCCCUACUCACUGGCCAAAAAAGGCCCUCCAUAAAUUAAUCAUUUAUCAGGUGGAACUGACAUGCUUCGUGCACUCACCACUUCCUGCAAAGGGACGCUGUUCAAAAAAGACACUGCCUUCCCCUCCCUUAGGGUAGAGCUGAUGGGGUUGCUCAUACAUUUGUGCAGAAUUAGUGACCCCUCCACUGAUCUGUUACUGGAUCAACUUCAGCUUUUGCUUCGCACACUGCCUGUCUUCAAUGCAGCGGUUAUUUUUAUUUAUUUAUUUACUUUUGCUUCUCACGGUAAACAGAGAUGUGUGCAGUUUUCUCCCUUUUUUGUUUCUUGAGUUUUCUAACCCAUUUUUCUCCUUACUCUGGAAUGGAGCAAAAAGGUAGGGAACUUGGGGUAAAACUGCAAGAAUAUGAGUCAUAAGCCGUAUUCUCCUCUUCUUCGGACUGCACUCAUUAGUACCGGGCACCAGGAGCUUCGCGCCAGCACCUUGCACCUCGCUUCUGAGCCUGAGUGGAAAAGAGCUCACUGCUCUCAACGGACUCCAGCAAGGAGUGACUGAGCCCUGCUCGGUUCAUCGAAACAGGCAGAUGCUGAUUUUGAUCACGUGGGACAGUGUUUUGCCAGCAAAGUCUAGCACCCAGCAGGCGUCUUACUGGCACACAAUUCUAAUUUCAUUGGACUCAAAACCACUGACUCCUGUGUUUUAGUAGAUGCACAGCUGAUGUGAAACCCGGGUCGUUGUUCACCUCUAGUUGAAAGACACGUGCUGUGUGCCCUCCCGGGCAUACCCGCAGUUGUCAGGGGUCUCAUUUAAAACAGCUUCCAGAUGAUCCUGACGUGGAACACUUUCCUUGUGAGGCAGCCUCGGAUGUGAGGGAGGGAAGGCCUUACUAAAUGCAAAUGAGACAACAGCAGGUUUUCUUUGGUUCCUGGUGGGAAGAGAAGCCAGUUGCAAACCUCCUCAUCUGGUUAGGGAGCUCCUGAGUGAAGUCAGUCGUUGCCAGGGUAGGAGACUCGGGUGCCUCUUCAGUGAGGUCCCCUCCUACUGGUGGGAUAGCUGCCAGCCACCCUCUCCCUUCAUCCCACCCUCACCCCGCCCCCCAGCGCAUGCCCCAUACCUCCAUCUUCCUUGCCCUGUGUUCCGAGUUCCGAGCGCCAGCCCCGAUUCAAACCUCGUGGCUAAUAAGCCAGCUGGUAGACACGGCGGUCCUGUGGCUCCUUCUCCAUGCCAGCCUUCCCGUGUGUUCCCCGCCCUGUAGGAGUGCCUUAUAGUACCGCCUCGUGCUUCUAGAAGCCUGCAGCUUCUCCAGCUCAGUGCUCAGCCCUUUGCUUCCUUCCUGCUGGCCACUCUUCAUCCAGACGUGCUCAGAGUCUGUGUAUUCUAUGAGGCACAUCAGACCUCUCACCUCCCUUGAACCGGUGCCUUAACUGCACAAGGAGAGGAGUGCAACCACAUGGGUAGUAGAGAAGUAAAAACACUGGCGACUCAAUCACAGAAGGUUUUGGCUUUGUUUUAUGCUGCUUUUUUCUGCACUCUUUUUGUUUGCUUUCUGACUCUCAUUAACCAAACUCAGGGGAACAUCAGGCCAAUGGUAUAGACAAUAAAGGCCAAUGGGUAGAGAAAUAAAACCCACGAUCCAGAACAGAAUGUGUAAAAUCGGUGAACUUGGCCACUUUCAGGCUCCAAAUUUACACACAAGGAUUUUCUUUUUCAUUUACUAUAAAAAAGAUUUUCUUUUGCCAUGUGUUUCCACAUGGGAAGUGGGAAGCCUCUUAGAUAAACUGUGACAUUGACAAAUGUCUCUCAAUGUGGUGUGGGCAGCCCCUUGAAGUGUCAGAUUGGACGUUCACCAUGGGCAAUGGAGGGUAGUGACCAUGGCCAUGCAGGAGAUGUCUGUACAACUUCUUCUCGUGCACCUUUCCGUAUUUUUGCUCAUUCAGUACAGGAUUGACCAAAAUGUUGGGUUUGGGCUAUUAGAUCACUCCUAUUUGUAAUAGCUAAUGUGCUAACUUACACAUACGUUCUUUCUACUUUCUGGAUAUCAUUGCCUUUUGUUUCAGCAUAACAUCCAUAUUUUUGUUUGCAUCAUUUUCCAAAAUAUAGUAACUGUAAUGAUGUCAAACUGAGGUGUUGUUGACAAGACCGCUAGUUUUUAUGGUUGUCCGUCACAUAACUGAAGUGCACCCGUUCCUGAUGUACACAGUGAUCUCUCAAUAAACAA